Dufourea novaeangliae is the source of this 2751-nucleotide messenger RNA. Its product is annotated as WD repeat-containing protein 36. The transcript has 3 exons. The record is from RefSeq and is a predicted model, not a curated record. Gene Ontology annotation, biological process: rRNA processing. Bases 85 to 2751 code for a protein of 888 amino acids. NCBI's taxonomy places the organism in Eukaryota, Metazoa, Arthropoda, Insecta, Hymenoptera, Halictidae. Gene Ontology annotation, cellular component: Pwp2p-containing subcomplex of 90S preribosome; small-subunit processome. Gene Ontology annotation, molecular function: protein binding.
CUGUCGUCUUCAAAGCAUGAUUGUGUAUCUUAACCUAACUUUUUAUGAUAAACAUUACUUUUUGACCCUUAAUAAAGCAAAGGAAUGGCGCACAGUAAAAUAUUUUUAAAAAAUCGCGCACUAGGAUAUGUUAGUAAUCACAUUCCGCUCGUGACAAGGUACAUUGAUCGACGAAAGGAAAAUCUCAUAGUAACAUGCGUAGGCAAUGCAUUUCACACGUAUGGUUGUGCACAUUUCACGCUACUUAGCGUGUCAGGAACACACCCGGGUGAAAUUACAUGUUUAGCAGCGGAUACCUACCACAUUUAUACAGCAUGUGAAAAUGUCAUUUAUGCUUGGCGAAGAGGGACAGAGUUGAAGCGUACCUACAAAGGACACGAAUGUUCAGUGCAUACUCUCCUACCUUUUGGACCACAUCUAAUAUCUGUUGAUGAAGACUGCAAUGUCAAAAUAUGGGAUAUUAAAUCUGAAGAGAUCAUUGUAGAGCUUAGCUUUAGUAAUAGGGUGUUCAAAAUAACAACACUGAUGCAUCCUAAUACUUACAUGAAUAAAGUAUUAUUUGGUAGCGAACAAGGUCAAUUACAGCUAUGGAAUAUAAAAAUUGCAAAAUUAAUUUAUACAUUUAAUGGUUGGAAUACGCCUGUAACAGCAUUGGAACAGGCUCCUGCAGUGGAUGUUGUAGCUGUUGGUUUAAGUGAUGGAAGAAUCAUAUUACACAAUCUUAAGUACAAUGAAAGUCUUUUUGAGUUGGUACAAGAUUGGGGUUCUGUCAUAUCCAUCAGUUUUCGCACAGAUGGCCAUCCAAUUAUGGCUACUGGAAGUUUGGAAGGUCAUAUUGUAUUUUGGAAUUUAGAGGAGCAAAAAGUGGAAAGUCAACUCCAUAAGGCUCAUUUUGGAGCUGUCACUGGAUUGAAAUAUUUGCCAAAUGAACCACUCUUAGUAUCAUCAUCACCUGAUAAUUCUUUGAAGUUAUGGAUAUUUGAUUUAGCUGAUGGUGCUGGAAGACUCUUGAGAAUCAGAGAAGCUCAUGCAGAACCCCCUACUGGAAUUCGUUUUUAUGGAAAUGAAGGUCACAAUAUAUUAACAGCUGGAAGUGAUUCUUCUUUAAGAAUAUUUUCCACAGUUACAGAAAUAUUAAAUAAAAGUCUGGGAAGAGCAUCAUUUAACAGAAAAGCUUCAAAGAAGAAAGGACGAACUAUUGCAGAUCCUAUGAUAAUGCCACCAAUAACCACCUUUGCUGCAGAAACAACAAGAGAAAAAGAAUGGGACAAUAUUGUAGCAACUCAUUCUGGUUUGGGUACAGUUACUACAUGGUCUUCUAAUCAAGCAAAAAUGGGAGCAUUCAAAUUAUUCCCAGAGAAAUUUAAAGGCAACCGUAAUGUUUUUGCGACCACUGUAUGCUUAACAAAAUGUGGAAACUUUGUUAUAAUUGGUUACAACACCGGUCAUGUAGAAAAAUUUAAUAUGCAAUCGGGAAUUCAUAGAGGUAGUUAUGGGAAUGAUGUGGGAGCUCAUAAUGGUCCUGUAAAAGGAGUAAUGGUGGGUCCUUUGAAUCAAACUGUAAUUACUGCUGGACGAGAUGGUUUUAUACAAUUUUGGGAUUUUAAACCAAAGAAAGGAAUUACAGAACCAAAAGCAAAAUUAGUAAUGGAUGAACCAAUUGAAUGGUUAAGGUAUCACAGUGACAGUUCUCUUGUGGCAGUAGCUCUAGAAGAUUUUAGUGUUGUAGUAAUAGAUCUUGAUACAAGAAGAAUUGUACGACGAUUCGAGGGACACGAAGGACGAAUAACAGACGCAUGUUUUAAUCCGGAUUCAAGGUGGUUAAUAACAGCAUCUAUGGACUGCACAAUCCGCGUAUGGGAUGUUCCUUCCUCGAAUCUAAUAGAUAUUUUUCAGGUUCCAGAAGCAUGUACGUCGUUACACUUUUCUCCGACCGGAGAAUUCCUUGCUACAACACAUGUGUGUAAUCUUGGGGUAUACUUAUGGUCGAAUCGUACACUUUAUUCUCAUAUUUCGCUAAAAGCAAUAAAUAAGGACGAUCCUAUUCCUAUGAUUGGCCUUCCUGGUUCGGUAGUAGAAGUUAGCGAUAUCGCAGAAGAUGAACUUGUCGAAUUAGAACCAGAAUACGUUUCUCCAGAACAACUUCAGAAUGACCUUAUAACAAUGUCCGGUUUCGCUAAUUCGAAAUGGCAAAAUAUACUGAAUAUAGAUAUCGUGAGAAAACGAAAUAAACCCAGGGAAGCACUUAAAGCACCAGAAAAUGCCCCAUUCUUCUUGCCAACAAUUCCAUCAUUAGAACUAAAGUUUGAUUUCUCGAAUGUUAAAAAUAUGGAAGCUAACAAGAAACUAAUCACUCAUCCCGAUAUACAGAACCUCACUAUUUUCAGCAAAGCACUAUUAUCUGUUGAAAAUAACGAAUUUCACGAGGUUGUCGAAAAAUUUAAAUACAUGAGUCCAAGUUCCAUUGAUUUUGAAAUUCAAUCGCUUUCAGCGGAUGAAAAUACAACACAGACCCUAUUGCUUCAAUUUAUGAAAAUGAUACAUUACAUGAUGGAGAAGAAAACAGACUUCGAACUUGCGCAAGCGUACCUGUCUGUAUUUUUGAAAUGGCACGGAACAGAGAUAACAAAAAACGAAUCUUUAAGAAAUUAUUUAAGCACGUUACAAGAAGUACAGUCUAAAAAUUGGUUUUUGUUAAGAGAUAAAUUGUUUUAUAAUCUCAGCGUUGUACAGGCUUUAAAAAAAAUGUAA